Trachymyrmex cornetzi is the source of this 5244-nucleotide messenger RNA. RefSeq lists its product as uncharacterized. The record is from RefSeq and is a predicted model, not a curated record. The transcript has a single exon. Gene Ontology annotation, molecular function: nucleic acid binding; zinc ion binding. Gene Ontology annotation, biological process: DNA integration. Bases 1 to 5244 code for a protein of 1747 amino acids. Lineage: Eukaryota; Metazoa; Arthropoda; Insecta; Hymenoptera; Formicidae.
AUGCCGGAUUCAGACGGAAGCGGCAGCAACGAGCAGGCGUCGAAUGCCGCUGCAUUAAAAUCGUUAAAAUCGAAAAGAGCACAAAUCAAGCGUCAAUGUACUAGAGUAGCCACAUAUCUAGAGACGUCAGGCGUGCAAAGCGCCUCUCCGGUCGAGCUUCGUCAGAGACUACAUAAAGUUAACGAGACAUGGGACGCGUUUAACGAUGUUCAAUCGGCUAUUGAAGAAAUAGAGAUAACCUCAGAUAAUACGGACAGUCACGAUGAAGAACGGCGGGCUUUUGAAGAGAAAUAUUUUGCUAUCGCGUCCGGGCUCGAAGCAUUAAUCGAAGCUAGGUUAGGUUUAGGUUCGAUCGUUAAUUUAAAUCAAAAUUCGCGUCGUGAAAGAGAGGGCACACCAGCCACGCUGGGGGGUAGCAAUAGCGAUCAUUUAAAGCUGCCGCGUGUGAAUUUGCCCACCUUCGCAGGAACUUUUGAGGAGUGGAUGCCGUUCCGCAACAUGUUUCGCAGCAUGAUUGACCAGAACGCGGCGUUGCCUAAGGCACAGAAAAUGCAAUAUUUAGUUUCAGCUCUGCGAGGUGAAGCGCGUGAUAUUAUUGGUUCCCUCGAGAUAUCUGACGAGAAUUACACGGAAGCCUGGGAGAUGCUGUUAGAUAGGUACGACGAUUCGGGAGCCAUAAUUCAGAAACAUAUCAAGGCUAUGUUCGAGAUUCAAGCAGUCGCGAAAGAGAAUCAUUUGUCAUUGCGACGCCUAUUGGAUUGUUUCCUGAAGCAUUUGCGCGCGCUAAAGGCAUUAAACAGGCCCAUCGAUAGUUGGGACGAUCUUAUGGUAUAUCUAAUAAGCAGCCGCCUGGAUCCAAAGACAAAUCGAGCUUGGGAAAUCACCGUGAAACAAGGAGAGGCCCCUACUCUCAAGCAGCUAACGGAUUUUUUGGCGCAACACUGCAAGGCCUUGGAGGCGUCAGCACGUACAACGCAGAGCGGAACGCCUGGACAGAAUCUAGGAAAGGGCCACCAAGCCAAGGGCAUUAUCGCGGCCCCGGCUACGAUAAGCAGUAAAUGUACAUACUGCCGAAAGGAAGGGCACCCAAUAUACAAGUGUCCGGAAUAUUUGCAGAUGAGCGUCAAUGAUCGAUUCAAAGAAGCAAGAACACGCAAGCUGUGUCUAAACUGCCUCAAGGUUGCCUCACACAUAGCUAAGAACUGUAGCGGAGGAGCGUGUCGCAGGUGCAAUAAGCGGCACAACACAUUACUUCACAUGGAAUCAUCCUCGGAAGCAACUUCGGAGGCCAUGGCGAAGGAGGUUACAACCGAACAGGAAAAGGUAGUGGCUAUCGGUUUAAGUCACAAAGCUGUGAAGCAAGAAAAUCAAAUCUUACUCGCAACGGCAUUAGUAAACAUAGCGGAUAAUAAUGGCAGGAGUAUAACAUGCAGAGUUCUAUUGGAUAGCGGCUCGCAAUCCUGUUUCAUUACCAGCAGCUGCGUUAAGCGAUUGGCUGUUAAGCCAGUUUCGACGAACGUUCCGAUUUCUGGUUUAGGAGCAAUGUCCACACAAGCUAACAAGAGGGUUAGAAUAACCUUACAAUCAAGAGUGAACAAAUUCUCCACGGUCCUCGACUGCUUGGUGAUAGAACGUAUUACGCAAGCGAUACCCGGUAGUCGGAUUAGCAUGAACGAGCUGCAAGUUCCGGAAGGGAUCUUAUUGGCCGAUCCUGAGUUUUAUAAAUCUUCGGUAGUGGACUUGCUCCUGGGUGCGGAAAUAUUUUUCGACUUAAUGUGCGUAGGCAGAAUCAAGAUUUCAAGAACGCAGCCGACAUGGCAAAAGACUUUGCUAGGCUGGAUAGCUUCGGGAAGCCUGACAUCCGAGGAUCCCAGAGAUAAGGGUGUUGUUUGUAAUUUAGCAGUUUACGAAGAGUUGAACGCGAACCUAGCCCGUUUUUGGCAGAUCGAGCAUCAGGGGAGGCAAAGUACUCGCUCUCCGGAGGAACGUAUAUGCGAGAAGCAUUUUGAGCGUACUUAUCAGCGCAACAAGGAAGGCCGUUUCAUCGUGCGGCUCCCAGUAAAGGAAGAGCAGCUUCAAAAGAUUGGGGAUUCUCAGGAAUCAGCUCUCAGGCGGUUCAACAAUUUGGAGAAGAAAUUCAGCAAGCAGCCCCAGUUAAAGCAGGCUUAUGUAGAGUUUAUGCAAGAAUAUUUGCAAUUAGGGCACAUGCGAGAAGUACAAACCGAGGAGGCAGAUGUUCAGCCGCAAUAUUAUCUAGCGCACCAUUGCGUAUUAAAGGAAUCAAGCACUACUACAAGAUUGAGGGUAGUGUUCGACGCGUCAAGCAAGUCAUCCAGUGGUGUUUCAUUGAACGACGCAUUGAUGGUGGGGCCGGUUGUACAGCAGGAUCUAUUCGCUAUAUUGCUAAGAUUUAGGAGUUUUAAGUACGUAGUGACGUCUGACAUAAGCAAGAUGUACAGGCAGAUAUUCGUGCAUCCAGAGCAAACUUCUUUGCAGCGUAUAAUAUGGAGGGACAACCCAGAGAAAGCUAUUAAGAAGUACGAGUUGCUAACGUUAACGUACGGAACUGCACCAGCAUCGUUCCUAGCUACGAAAAGCAUCCAGCAGUUAGCUAAUUUGGAGGAAAAGCAGUGGCCCGUGGGCGCAGCAGUAGCACGAAGAGAUUUCUACAUGGACGACCUCAUAUCUGGCGCGGAUUCCAUCGGAGAAGCAAAAAUGAUCCGUGAUCAGGUGGCAGCGUUGCUCCUGAAAGGUGGAUUCGUGCUCAGAAAGUGGGCUUCGAAUGACGAAGAAUUAUUGCGAGACGUGCCGGGUGAAAGGAUAGACAACGCAAUUAUGGAGCUUGAUAAGGAUGGCACUACAAAAACUUUGGGUGUCAAAUGGAAUCAUCGCAAGGACGCAUUUCAAUAUUCCAUUAAAGUAGCCUGUACUGCGGGCUGCACGAAGAGGAUAAUGUUGGCUAGCAUAGCGCAAAUAUUUGAUCCGCUCGGGUUAUUGGCGCCUGCAAUAAUAACAGCAAAAAUAUUAAUUCAGGAACUGUGGAGGCUCCAGCUGGAAUGGGACGAAUCGCUACCAGCGGAUAUAUUUGCUAAAUGGUCAAAGUUUACUGAGGACAUGCAAUGUCUGGAUGAAUUCUGCGUGCCACGUCGAGUCGUUGCCGAGGGAUCGUGCUCAGAGGUUCAAUUGCAUGGAUUUUGCGACGCCAGCGAAAGGGCGUAUGGAGCAUGCAUCUAUUUGAAGACUCUCAAUCAAGAUGGUUCGGCUCAAGUCCAGUUGUUGUGCGCCAAGAGCAGGGUAGCCCCGAUCAAAACGGUGUCGAUACCCAGACUCGAGUUAUGCGGAGCUCAGCUGUUAGUUCAAUUAGUUAAUAAAGUCAGAGACGCGUUAGUCAUCAAAUUGUCCAAGACAUAUUAUUGGUCAGACUCAUCUAUCGUUUUACAGUGGAUCAAAUGCACGAAUAAAAGGUUACCGGUCUUCGUUGCGCACAGAGUAGGAGAAAUUCAAGAAUCUACAGCGGCAGCAGAUUGGAACCACGUUGGUAGUAAAGAAAAUCCCGCGGAUUUAGUAUCCCGAGGUACAGCUCCGAGGGAAUUGUGCAACGCUCAGCUAUGGUGGGAAGGUCCUACAUGGCUGAAAGAUAUGGCUCAAGUCAGACCAUGGCGGCAAGAGAAGGAUACGUUAGGGGAUCCAGUAGAACAAGAUUCAGAAUCGAUAGUAGCAUUAACAUCGAAGAUUGCGCCGGACGAUAGCUUCAUGAAUAGAUUUUCAACCUUACAAAGGCUCAUUCGAGUUACGGCAACGUGUCUACGGUUUGCGAAUUUUUGCAGAAAAAAAAGGGAAAAAACAGAUAAGCCAUUAUCAGCAGAAGAAUUAGCUCAGGCGAAAUUAUGUUUAAUUAAAAUGGAGCAAAAUUCGGCUUUUCAUUCGGAGAUAGAAGCGUUAAGAAAAGGUAGGGCGAUUGCGAAUAGUAGUUGCUUAAAAUAUCUUAACCCAUUGCUAGAUAAGGACGACUUGCUACGAGUGGGGGGUAGACUGCGACAUGCGGAUUUGCAGUACGAUGCCAAACACCAAUUAGUACUACCCCAGCGUUCUAGAAUCACUGAAUUGAUAAUUAUGCACGAGCACAUUAGACAUUUUCAUGCCGGGGCUCAAGCAACGUUGGCUGCAGUUCGGCAGUCAUACUGGCCAAUUAGGGCUCGCGGUACAAUUAAGAGAUUAAUCUAUAAAUGCGUUAAAUGUUUCAGAUAUAGACCACGUCACUCGACACAAAUUAUGGGAGACUUGCCGCGCGACAGAGUCUCAGUUUCUAGGCCCUUUGUUAAUGUAGGGGUUGAUUUUUGUGGCCCCAUUCACAUACGAGAGAGAAGGGGAAGAGGGUCCAAGCGAGUUAAGGGAUAUGUUGCUGUGUUCGUUUGCAUGGCCGUCAAGGCUAUACAUUUGGAGGUUGUUUCAGAUCUCACUACAGAGGCAUUUCUUAACGCGUUCAAGCGUUUCAUUGGGCGUCGGGGAAAACCGACCAAUGUAUAUUCGGACAAUGGCACGAAUUUUGUUGGAGCCGACAAAGAGUUAAAGAAGUGCCUAGAGGUAUUUUCACAGGAGCAGAAGGGACGCAAUAUUAUGGACUAUGCGGCUUCGGAAGGCAUAAAAUGGAACUUUAUUCCCGCUCGAGCCCCCCACUUUGGAGGAUUAUGGGAAAGUUCAGUAAAGUCGUUCAAAGCCCAUUUUUAUAAGACAGCUUCAGAUGCGUGUCUGACCUUCGAAGAGGUCUCGACUCUCGUAGUGCAGAUCGAAGGGAUUUUAAACUCGCGCCCGCUGACGGCUAUAUCGGAGGAUCCCAAUGAUUUAGGUUUUCUGUCACCAGGUCAUUUUCUUAUAGGUGCUGCGUUGACCUCUUUUCCAGAGGCGGACUUGUUGGACACUAGGAUUAAUCGACUUUCUAGAUGGCAAUUAAUCGAAAGGAUACGUCAGCAUUUUUGGAAGAGAUGGUCUGCUGAAUAUUUACUGGGCCUUCAAAGACGUAACAAAUGGCCAUCUAAUACAGGACCAACAAUACAAGUCGGGCAAUUAGUCGUUUGCCGCGAAGAUGGAUUGCCGCCGUUAAAAUGGGUACUCGGGCGAGUAUAUGAAGUCAUGCCUGGAGCAGACGGAGUAGUCAGAGCGGCUAAGAUAAAGACAGUCAAUGGAGAAUACAAGCGUCCUGCGGCGAAGCUAUGUGUAUUGCCUAUUGAAGAAGGUCCUAUCUAA